AACAAAGAUGUAUAGAUUCUCCUUAUUGUUCUAAAUCAUUUCGGAUUACGAACCAAAACGCAAAUGACGUAUUUCCGCCGGAUAUUUAAACACCACCAUUUCUCUAUUCUUUUUUAUUUUUAUUAGAGAAGAAAGUGAACAAUGGCGGACGCAGCUCCAGCCGGUGGACGUGGUGGAUUCCGAGGAGGUUUUGGCGGCGGUGGUCGUGGUGGCGGCAGAGGAGGCCCCAGGGGUCGUGGUAGAGGUCGCGGAAGAGGCCGUGGUCGUGGUAAGGAAGACCAAAAGGAAUGGGUGCCAGUAACCAAACUAGGACGUUUAGUGAAAGACGGCAAGAUCCGCUCCCUCGAGGAAAUCUACCUCUUCUCUCUUCCCAUCAAAGAGUUCGAGAUCAUCGAUCAUUUCAUCGGAUCCGAUCUCAAUGAUGAAGUAUUGAAGAUUAUGCCCGUUCAAAAGCAGACCAGGGCUGGGCAAAGGACGCGUUUCAAGGCAUUUGUGGCUAUUGGAGACGCCAAGGGACACAUUGGUUUGGGUGUGAAAUGCAGCAAGGAAGUUGCUACUGCCAUCAGAGGUGCUAUCAUCUUGGCUAAGUUGUCUGUUGUGCCAGUCCGUAGAGGAUACUGGGGUAACAAAAUUGGUCAACCUCACACUGUGCCAUGCAAGGUAACCGGCAAAUGUGGUUCAGUCACCGUAAGGCUCAUUCCAGCACCACGUGGUACCGGUAUUGUAUCAGCACCAGUACCCAAGAAGCUGCUUCAGAUGGCUGGUAUCGAAGAUUGUUACACAUCAGCUAGAGGUUCCACUGGAACUUUGGGUAAUUUUGCUAAAGCCACUUAUGCUGCCAUUGCUAAGACUUAUGCUUACUUGACGCCCGAUUUGUGGAAGGAAAUGCCUUUGGCCAAGACUCCUUACCAAGAGUUUGCUGAUUAUUUGGCCAAAAACCAUCGCCCUGUCACUGGGCCUGCUCGUGCAGAAACUGCUUAAUAUCUUUUGUAAGUUUUUUACACUGGUAUUAAGGAUGAUGAUGAAUAAAUGAUGAUGAUGAUAUUUUACUCGUUUUAUUUAGGUAUUUAGUAUACCAUUUAUUUAAAAACUAAUUACAGAGGGAGAUAAACAUAAAUUAGAAAAAAAUACAUUAAAGGAUACCUCCUCAUACAAAUCAGAACAUAACUCUGCUCUCUAG
Psylliodes chrysocephalus is the source of this 1180-nucleotide messenger RNA. The record is from the annotation of a GenBank genome assembly. NCBI's taxonomy places the organism in Eukaryota, Metazoa, Arthropoda, Insecta, Coleoptera, Chrysomelidae.